AUGGGUUCCUUUGCUCCUCCAGCUCAUUUUUAUCAAGUACAAACAUCAAGUUAUAUUACGUCUAUGGAUAUUUCAAGUUCUGGUCAAACAUUAGUAUUUGGUGAUGGAAACAGUUUUGUGCAUCAAUAUGCUGAUCGUGAAAAUUAUAUGACAAAUCCUUAUUCUUUACCAGUGACAACUCCUGAUACUACUCCUCCUCCAAAUGUUAUAGUGAAUAAUGAUACACCUUUGUCAGCUAUUGGUAUGCCAUAUUAUUCUGAACCUUUACUAUCGGCUUGGACAUCUGGAGCUGUAUAUGAUGUAGGAUAUCCAACACCACCAAUCGAUGAUGAAAUAUUGAAAGGCAUCAAAACAAUUGACUUUGUGGGAUAUGCACCUAAUCCUGGUAAUAUACAUCGAAAUCAAGUUCCUCGCAGGAAAAAACAAACUCUCAAGAAAGAUAUUCCAAAAUUCAGAUCUGAACAAGAACGAGAACUUUUAUCAGCAACUGCUAUAUUGGAUGAAACGAGUGAUCUUAUGCAUUCUGGUCGGCGAUCUUCUUCUGUAGGUGAUAUAUUAUUAGAUCCUCAAGGUUUAGUGAUGCCAAAACAUUAUCAUCAUGUUGAAAUUCAGUACAGUAAAUUCGGUGUGGAUGACUUUGACUUUGGAUACUACAACCGAACAAUCUAUGGUGGACUGGAAACCAACAUUCGAAAUUCUUAUUGCAAUUCAUUAUUACAAGUACUUUACUUUAUUUUACCACUACGUCAAAUUGCUAAAUGUCAUAUUGGUGCCUCAUGCGAAAAGGAAAAUUGUUUGCUAUGUGAACUUGGAUUUUUAUUCCGUAUGCUUGAAGAUUCGAAAGGUCAAAAUUGUCAAGCAACCAACUUUUUAAAAGCAUUCAGUACGAUCCCACAAGCUGCUGCUCUUGGACUUUUCGAACCGGAAUCGCCAACACGCAAUGUAUCUUAUUCUAUGUUAAUGCAAAACUUUGUACGAUUUAUCUUGGAACAACUACAUCAGGAAGCAAAUACCCCAUCCAAUAAUCCAUUGAUCUUGAAAACGUUGACCAAAUCUGCAACAUCAGAAGAAGAAACAACAAAGGAAGAAAAAGGAUCCACUCAAUCGAUGAUAACGACAAAAGCACUGGAUGAAUCAACACGAUCAUCGAAAUCUAAAGCGGAAAUACCCUCAACGAUGCAACAAUUAUUUGGUUUACAAACAUUGACUCAAAGCAAAUGUGGAAGCUGCAAUAAUGAAAUGUCUCGCAUCACCUAUCCAUUUGUUGUGGAUUUACUGUACCCGAAAAAGUCAUCUACAACAAAGAAAACGAUUCAAGGACUUCCAAGUGUUCUUUUAAUAAAUUCUGGUGCAUCUACAAGUGAAGAAGCUUCCAUCUGGCGUCAAAACGGUCCUAGUAGUCCUAAAGGACGUACUGAUUCUCCUACUCAAGAUAAUGACUCCCCUUCUGAUAAUUCAUCUAGCUCAUGGUUACCAGAAAGAUUUGGUAUUCGUAUCAAUGGAUCAGAAUUGACCAUCAAAGCUCUACCUCAAGGAAAAGAUGUCCCAACGGAAUUCAUUGGAUCACCCGACACUUGCGCUAUUUAUGAACUAUCGUCAACUAUACUCCAAGUACAAGCUGAAGAAGAAGUAUCUCAUCUUGUGGCACAGAUCAAAAUAACAGGACUCGAAGAAGAAGAGAAAGCAAAAUCUCCAUGGUAUGUCUUUAAUGACUUUUUAGUGAAACGGAUACGACCAGAAGAAAUCACUUCAUUUAAAGGAACUUGGAAGACACCAGCAGUGAUACAAUAUACAAGAGUGGAUAUCGAUAAUUUAUUGGAUCUCAGUACAGUACCAAGUGAAAUUGAUUACUCAUUACUCUUCAAGAAAAUGUCAAUCUCAGAAAAUACAUCCGAAACCUUAAGUUAUGAAAUAUUGACCAAAGACGAAAUGCCUACUCCUGGUACACUAAUUGCUAUAGAUUCUGAAUUUGUGGCCUUACGACAAGAAGAAACAGAAAUUCGUAGUGAUGGUACCAAAUCAUUGAUUCGACCAAGUACAUUAUCUUUAGCUCGACUUAGUGUGACACGUGGCGAAGAUGGCGAGAAAGAAGGUGUUCCUUUUAUAGAUGAUUAUAUUGUAACAAGUGAACCUGUUGUGGAUUAUUUAACUGAGUUUAGUGGUAUCGAAGCUGCUGACUUGGAUCCAACAAGAAGUAAACGAACAUUGGUACCUUUAAAAGUUGCUUACAAGAAGAUUCGUUUAUUGGUUGAUCUUGGAUGUGUAUUUAUUGGACAUGGUCUCAAGAAGGAUUUUAGAAUUAUCAAUAUUCUUGUGCCUCCCGAACAAAUUGUUGAUACUGUUGAUAUUUACCAUAUUAGGAACCGACACAGGAAAAUAUCAUUAAGGUUUUUGGCAUGGCAUUUGUUAGAUCAAGAAAUCCAAUCGGAAGGACAUGACAGUAUUGUUGAUGCCAAAACGGCGCUGGUGUUGUACAAAAAAUACUUAGAAUAUAGGGACAAGGGUACAUUUGGUCAAGUGUUAGAAGGUAUCUAUGCCGCCGGACAUAAAUCGAACUGGUUGAAAGGACCUAAAGACACACCAUCAUCAUCAUCUACUGUUCCAAGUACACCUCAGAUUGAACAACAUACUUACUUCUCUCCUGGAUGGUCACUAUAG
Messenger RNA from Halteromyces radiatus, 2658 nucleotides. RefSeq names its product ubiquitin carboxyl-terminal hydrolase-domain-containing protein. Lineage: Eukaryota; Fungi; Mucoromycota; Mucoromycetes; Mucorales; Cunninghamellaceae. The coding region runs from base 1 to 2658 and encodes 885 amino acids. Gene Ontology annotation, biological process: nuclear-transcribed mRNA poly(A) tail shortening. Gene Ontology annotation, cellular component: P-body; PAN complex. Gene Ontology annotation, molecular function: nucleic acid binding; protein binding. The record is from RefSeq and is a predicted model, not a curated record. The transcript is spliced from 14 exons.